Molecule: messenger RNA, 1233 nt
Organism: Scedosporium apiospermum
Lineage: Eukaryota; Fungi; Ascomycota; Sordariomycetes; Microascales; Microascaceae
Product: Branched-chain-amino-acid aminotransferase, cytosolic
Exons: 2
Coding region: 1-1233 (410 amino acids)
Biological process (GO): L-valine biosynthetic process; L-leucine biosynthetic process
Cellular component (GO): mitochondrion
Molecular function (GO): branched-chain-amino-acid:2-oxoglutarate transaminase activity
Source: RefSeq, a predicted model, not a curated record
AUGCGCUACCUCGCUACGCGAUGGCGCUCCGCCAUUCCUCGCUCGGCGUUACUAGCUAAGCGAUCCCCAGCGCUCGCAUGGCAGGCUUCGAGGUUAUACAGCGCCGCGGCCGCUUCGCCGCCUCUACCCGUUGACGUCUCGAAGCUUACUAUCCAGAAGACCGAGAAGCCUUCGGAGUUGAAGAAGCCCGAGGAACUCGUCUUUGGAAGGACCUUCACAGACCACAUGCUCACGAUCGAGUGGACGAAGGAGGAUGGAUGGAAUGCCCCCAAGAUCACCCCCUACCAAAACCUUUCCCUCGACCCCGCCACCUGCGUCUUCCACUACGCCUUCGAGUGCUUCGAGGGAAUGAAGGCCUACCGCGAUUCCAAGGGCCAAUUCCGCCUCUUCCGUCCCGACAAGAACGCCGCGCGCCUCAACAAGUCCGCCUCCCGCAUCGCCCUCCCCACCAUCGACCCCGAGGCCCUGACCAAGCUCAUCGCUGAGUUCGUCAAGCUCGAAUCCCGCUUCAUCCCCAACCAGAGGGGCUACUCCCUCUACCUCCGCCCCACCUUGAUCGGCACCCAGAAGACCCUUGGCGUCGGUCCUCCCGGCUCUGCGCUUCUCUUCGUCAUCGCUUCCCCCGUUGGUCCUUACUACCCCACUGGAUUCAAGGCCGUCUCACUCGAGGCGACCGAUUACGCCGUGCGCGCUUGGCCCGGCGGUGUUGGUGAUAAGAAGCUCGGCGCCAACUACGCCCCUUGCAUCGUCCCUCAGUUGGCUGCCGCGAGCCGUGGGUUCCAGCAGAACCUCUGGCUCUUUGGAGAGGAGGAGUACGUCACCGAGGUCGGCACGAUGAACAUGUUCGUCGCGCUCAAGGACAAGGUUACCGGCCAGAAGGAGCUCGUCACCGCUCCUCUCGACGGAACCAUUCUCGAGGGUGUCACUCGCGAUUCCGUCCUCAGCCUCGCUAGGGAGAAGCUCAUCCCCGAGGGUUGGAAGAUCUCGGAGAGGAAGUAUACCAUGAAGGAGCUUGCCGAGGCGUCGAAGGAGGGUCGUCUUCUCGAGGCUUUCGGCUCGGGUACCGCUGCUGUUGUGAGCCCCGUUAGGGCCAUCAGCUGGAAGGGCGAGCUCGUGGGCUGUGGUCUUAAGGAUAACGAGGAGACCGGCCCUGUUGCUCUCAAGAUGAAGGAGUGGAUCGAGGCGAGGCAGUAUGGUGAUGAGGACCAUGAAUGGAGCUAUGUUGCCAAUUAA